Messenger RNA from Peniophora sp. CBMAI 1063, 1803 nucleotides. NCBI's taxonomy places the organism in Eukaryota, Fungi, Basidiomycota, Agaricomycetes, Russulales, Peniophoraceae. The record is from the annotation of a GenBank genome assembly.
AUGGAUAAGCUCAAGCAUGCUUUCGAGAAAGUAGGGCAUAGACGAUCUGCGUCUGUCGACAAGCACUCGAAGGAGGCAUCCAAGGCCAAGGAGGCAAAGCCGUCGACAUCCGAGACGCCUGCUUCCCCUGCGCCUGCCGAGGCUAAGGAGGAGAAGAAGGAGACCAAGGCGGAGGCCAAGGAAGAGGCCAAAGAAGAGACCAAGGAGGGCGAGGAGCACAAGCCGAGCAAGAACGAGCUGAAGAAGCGCGCAAAGGAGGCCGAGAAGGAGAAGAAGAAGGCCGAGCGCGCUGCAAAGCUGGCCGAGGAGGAAAAGGCGCGCCAGGCGGCUGCUCAGGCCGAGCUCGACAACGACUUUGCAAAGGAUCGCUAUGGCGAGCUGCCGAUGAUCCAGUCUGCGUCGCGUGAGGGCACCCCGCGCACGCAGAUCGCCGAUCUCUCCGCCGACAUGGACGGCCAGCAGGUCCUCAUCCGCGCGCGUAUACACACCACUCGUGCACAGGGCGCUAAGAUGGUCUUCAUGAACAUCCGUCAGCGCGAUCACACCCUCCAGGUCCUGCUCUCCCAGUCGGACGACAAGAUCUCGAAGCCUAUGGUCAAAUGGGUCGAGCAUCUCCCCAUCGAGGCUAUCAUCCUUCUCCACGGUACCGUGAAGAAGUCGCCCGAGCCCAUCAAGAGCGCAACCAUCUCGGACGUCGAGGUUCACGUCGACAAGCUCUUCCUCAUCUCCCAGCCUACCGACCGUCCAGCUUUCCUGGUCGAGGACGCCAACCGCCCCGACGCCGACUUUGAGAAGGAGGACGCUCAGUUCAACAAGGUCCUCCUGGAUACGCGCCUCAACAACCGUGUUCUCGAUCUUCGUACUACCACCAACCAGGCAAUCUUCAAGUUACAGGCGCAGGUCACCAAGUACUUCCGCGACUACCUCGAUGGUCAGAACUUCACGGAGAUCCACAGCCCUAAGCUGCAGGGCGCCGCUACUGAGUCGGGCGCAUCGGUCUUCAAGGUCUCCUACUUCAAGGGCGCCGCUUUCCUCGCCCAAUCGCCACAGCUGGCUAAGCAGAUGUGUAUCGCCGCCGACUUCGAGCGUGUCUACGAGAUCGGCCCCGUCUUCCGCGCGGAGGACUCCAACACGCACAGGCAUUUGACGGAGUUCACCGGCCUUGAUCUCGAGAUGGCUAUAGAGGAGCAUUACCACGAGGCGAUGGAAAUGCUCGACGGCAUGUUGAAGUACAUCUUCACGCAGCUCAAGCAGCAUCACCAGAAGGAGAUCGACACCAUCGGUCUUCAGUUCCCUGCGGAGGAGUUCAAGUGGAGGGAGGAGACUCUCAAGCUCACGUUCGCUGAAGCCAUCGAGCUCCUCAACGGCGCCGGCGCGAAUCUUCAGCCGCAUGAUGAUAUCAACACCGAGAACGAGAAGAAGCUCGGCCGUAUUGUCAAGGAGAAGUACGACGUCGACUACUACAUCAUCGACAAGUUCCCGAUGGCCCUUCGUCCAUUCUACACCAUGCCGGACCCGAACAACCCUGAACUGUCUAACUCUUACGAUUUCUUCAUGCGCGGCGAGGAGAUCCUCUCCGGCGCUCAGCGUGUGCAUGUCCCGAAGAUGCUUGAGGAGUCGAUGGUUAAGGCGAAGAUCGACCCAGCGUCGAUGAAAGGAUAUCUCGACGGCUUCCGCAUGGGAUGCCCGCCUCACGCUGGUGGCGGUAUCGGUCUUGAGCGCGUGCUGAUGCUGUUCCUCAAACUGAACAACAUCCGCCGCACAUCGCUCUUCCCGCGCGAUCCCAAGCGUCUCGAGCCCUAA